UCUCCUGACUGUAACUUGAAGUCAGUAGCCCUCCUACCAUCCUGUGCUGGUGCAUGCCAGUGAGCAGAGUACUGGACCUGUGCAUAGGGAGAGGGGCUUUACAUGCAUGCCUGUGUUCCUUCUAUCAGUGUGUCUGUGCAUGCACACACGUAUAUACACAUAGAAUAGUGGCAGGAGGAGCCAGAGUUGGAUGGAAUGUGGUUACGGGGACCUCUGAGACAACGAAGCCAACACUUUCUCUAACUAGAGAAGUGUCCAUGUGGUCUAUGUACUUGAGAAUCUUACAUUGCCCCUAACACAUAUGAUUCCUUCUCCCUAUCAUCCCUGCAGCCUGCCCUCAAACAAGGACCAAAUGCCCAACCCUAGGCCAGCCAAACCCACGGCCCCUUCCUUGGCCCUCGACCCAUCCCUAGGAACGUCUUCCUGCUGGAAGGCUGCACCCAAGACCUCUGAUCACCUGGGAGCCAGGGGCCCUGGAGGAAUCUUGCAAGGUUGGAACCUACGAGAUGGGGCCCAUGCCUCUUCUUCCUUGAACCCCCUGCCACCAUCACAGCUGCAGCUGCCUACAGUGCCCCUAGUCAUGGUGGCACCUUCUGGAGCCCGACUGGGCCCCUCACCUCACCUGCAAGCACUUCUCCAGGAUAGACCACACUUCAUGCACCAGCUCUCCACAGUCGAUGCCCAUACCCGGACUCCUGUGCUACAGGUGCACCCACUGGACAGCCCAGCCAUGAUCAGCUUCCCACCACCCACUGCCACCACUGGAGUCUUCUCUCUCAAGGCUCGGCCUGGCCUGCCACCUGGGAUCAACGUGGCCAGUCUGGAGUGGGUAUCCAGGGAACCAGCCUUGCUUUGCACCUUCCCAAGCCCAGGUGCAUCCAGGAAGGACAGCACUCUUUCAGGCACACCCUCAGGGCCCUGCCCACUGCUGGCAAAUGGUGUCUGCAAGUGGCCUGGAUGUGAGAAGAUCUUCAAGGAACAAGAGGACUUUCUUAAGCACUGCCAGGCAGACCACCUUUUGGAUGAGAAGGGCAGAGCACAGUGUCUCCUCCAGAAAGAGGUGGUACAGUCUCUGGAGCAACAGCUGGAGCUGGAGAAAAAGAAGCUGGGAGCUAUGCAGGCCCACCUGGCCGGAAAAAUGGCACUGACCAAGACUCCAGUUGUGGAACCAUUAGACAAGGGUUCCUGCUGCAUUGUAGCUUCUGGCACCCAAAGCAGCACCGUCCCAGCCUGGUCAGGACCCCGGGAUGCUUCGGAUAGCCUGUUUGCUGUGCGGAGGCACCUCUGGGGUAGCCAUGGAAACAGCACCUUCCCAGAGUUCUUCCACAACAUGGACUACUUCAAGUUCCACAAUAUGCGGCCGCCUUUCACCUAUGCCACCCUCAUCCGCUGGGCCAUCCUGGAGGCUCCUGAGAAGCAGCGGACACUCAAUGAAAUCUAUCGCUGGUUCACACGUAUGUUUGCUUUCUUCCGAAACCACCCUGCCACCUGGAAGAAUGCCAUCCGCCACAACCUGAGUUUGCAUAAGUGUUUCGUGCGGGUGGAGAGUGAGAAAGGAGCUGUGUGGACCGUGAAUGAGUUUGAAUUCCGCAAGAAAAGGAGUCAGAGGCCCAGCAGGCGCUCCAACUCUACACCUGGCCCCUGAUCUCAAUACCAUGGAAAGGAAGAAAGACAAGCCAGGGGCUAAAAGGGGGAGAAGUGGUAGGGGUAGGGGUGGCAGGCCUUGGACAUACCUACAGAAACCAGGAAGGAAAGUAUCCACAGCCUUGCCUUCCAGAAUGUCUGCUCCCUGAGUUGGCUGCCAUCCUGGAUCCUAUCUUCUACCCUGAGGCUGCUCAGAGGGGCCCCAGUCCAAGUCUAGCCUCAAACCUCCACCCCCCAGCCCCCAGACUUGGACUCUCCAGCCAAACAGAGCUCUUGAACCCAGCCACACACAUACAGACUGCCUCAGAUACUCACAGAUGGCUUCAGGGUGGGAAAAGU
Molecule: messenger RNA, 1983 nt
Organism: Dipodomys ordii (Ord's kangaroo rat)
Lineage: Eukaryota; Metazoa; Chordata; Mammalia; Rodentia; Heteromyidae
Gene: Foxp3
Product: forkhead box P3
Exons: 11
Coding region: 302-1645 (447 amino acids)
Biological process (GO): regulation of transcription by RNA polymerase II
Cellular component (GO): nucleus
Molecular function (GO): DNA-binding transcription repressor activity, RNA polymerase II-specific; RNA polymerase II cis-regulatory region sequence-specific DNA binding
Source: RefSeq, a predicted model, not a curated record